AUUUUCCCUUGACAAAUAUCCCCAGCACCGGUGCACCGACGCCACCGGCGCGCGCGGCACCAUAAUAGCACGGCGCUUUCGAUCAGCCUCCGCCACCGGCACACAACCGCGCUUAAUCAAUACCACUACUCACAAACACGAGCACAAGUACAAGUAGCCGUAGUAGCGCUAGCAAUCGACCUGCGAGCGUACAGUGCAGUGGAGAGAUCGGUCGAUGUCGCGGCCGAGCAGGAGCGACGCGCACCUGUCCCCCGUGGACGAGGCGGUGCGGGUGGCGGAGGUGCGAGAGUACUACGACGACGCCGCGCCCAAGCGCCACACCAAGCCCUCCCGCAGCGAGCACUCCGCCGUCUACACCGACGACGCGCUCGUCGACUCCUCCCACCCGGAGCUCGACAAGCUCCAGGAGCUCGAGGCCCACACCGAGAAAUUGGUGCUCGAGGGCGGCAAGCCGGGAGAGGAGUUCGUGGAGACGGAGUACUACAGGGACCUCGGCGGCGUCGGCAAGCAGCACCACACGACUGGGACGGGCUUCAUCAAGAUGGACAAGCCCACCGGCGCCUCCUUCGAGCUCUCCGAGGACCCUGACGCGUCGGAGCGCCAUGCUUCUUGCAAGGGGAAUCCUGCCACCAACGAGUGGAUCCCGUCGGCCGACACGGUGUACCAGGCGUCAGACAAGCCCAGCAGAAGCGACAGCUGAGCUGAGGAAUCAUCUACAGCCAUCAGUUCAGGAUGUGUAUGAUUUCCACCAGCGAAAAGGAAACAUCCCCGGUCAAAUUGGUUGGUCAUUCACAAACCCACGAAGCGUGCGUGUAUUUUCUAUUCGUUAUUCAGAUGAGAUUCUUGUGACGUUGUACUUAAUGAAGUUUGUGCGUCGAUUUCGAAACCUCUGUUGUGGUAUUGAAGCACGGUGUAAAAGUACAGGAAAUAAAGCGGUAUCAUGGUCCAAUUUUGUGUA
Lolium perenne is the source of this 958-nucleotide messenger RNA. RefSeq lists its product as uncharacterized. Lineage: Eukaryota; Viridiplantae; Streptophyta; Magnoliopsida; Poales; Poaceae. The record is from RefSeq and is a predicted model, not a curated record.